AUGUCCAGCGCCAGAGCAGGUAAAGUGAGAAGAUCAACUCCAUUCAUUCCAAGUAAACACAUCACUCUGCCAGAAGUUAACCGACGACAAAAAGUGCUUCCUCCCAACGAAUAUACAAGUCUAUGUACAAAAUUGUAUGAUAAUCAGUUGAAUAGAAAGAAGGAGAAGAAUGGAAGAUCAAAGAUGAGAAGUCAAUUUAACAAGUAUUCAACAGAGCAACAGCAACAGCAACAGGAUGAAGUAAUUUCGUAUGGUGGUAAUGAUUGGGAAUUUUCUGAAGCUUCAUUCUAUUCAUUGGCAUAUCCUAGGAUUCAGGAAGAAAGUGAUUAUACUAUUUAUAGAGCUCCACUGGUGGGAAGUAGUGUCAAUUCAAUGCAGAGACAGUUUUUCAAUGCCCAAUCGAGCAAGUUGAGAAGAUUGAGAACUGAUGCCAAUAGAAAGAAGAGAAGAUUAGAAAGAAGAGGAAGAAAGUUGUUUACCAGAAAGCUCAGAACUUUGAGAUCUGCCCCUCCAUUGUUUACUGCACCAAAACCAAAUGCUUCAAUUUUGGGAAAUAAUAGAAUGGCCAGUGUUACCUCUAUGGGAUUAUAUUAUUCAUCUGGAAGAGUGCACUGA
Molecule: messenger RNA, 615 nt
Organism: Naegleria gruberi
Lineage: Eukaryota; Heterolobosea; Eutetramitea; Acrasida; Naegleriidae
Exons: 1
Coding region: 1-615 (204 amino acids)
Source: RefSeq, a predicted model, not a curated record